Rodentolepis nana is the source of this 1752-nucleotide messenger RNA. The record is from the annotation of a GenBank genome assembly. Lineage: Eukaryota; Metazoa; Platyhelminthes; Cestoda; Cyclophyllidea; Hymenolepididae.
AUGAUAUGCUCAAAUCCAGGCGAACUUGUUGUUCAUUCUUUGCUCAAGCAGUUUGCCUCCAUGUGUCAAUCUACGGUUGAAAAUGCCCUUGAUGAGAAAGCCGACAAUGAUCUGCUUAAGUGUUUGCGUAUGUCAGAGGACACAGCUUUUCAACAGCUUCUUACCGCUCUAUAUUCCUGCGCUGAGCAUGCCCUACCAAGUCUCCUACAAACAAUUACGAAAUGGUAUGAUACCCAGCAUUCAAGUGGAUCUCUUUAUCCGUUCCGUCGUACACCAUCUAAAGCUGGACUUCGAAGCCAAACUCUUUCGGCGGCGACAGGUCAAGCUGUAUCCAAUACUCCCCCUGGUGGCCGCGAACUCCUAAUUAGAUCAAUGGUAGUUGAGAGUUCACUGACUACAACUGGAGUAACGCAAGGUGUCGCAGUUUCUUCGCAAGAGGUCAAUAAUGCUCUUCCCUCAUCUGCAAACACAACCCAAGAUCCUCCAAUUCCAGCUAUGUCUUCACUCGCACGAGAGAAUAUGGCUGAACGUCGAGAUCUUUGUAUUGAUAUUCUCUACUGCCAAACUCUAGCCUCUGUGUUAAAACAGCUGCCCUAUCAUCCUGGUCACGAUGAUAUUAUUAACAAAAUUCUAAAUCAGGCCUUUAGACAUUUUGAGUAUAAGGAAAAUGAAUUAAUGGUUCUUUUCUUUCAAAACGGCAGUCUGCAAGCGAAAUUGAAUGCAGGGAAUAUAAAUACAGUAGCUGAUGCCUAUGCGAAAGUGGUUGGCGAGUUAUCACAAACGCGAUUCAACCUUGUGAGACAGCAUUUUUCGACCCGACUAGAGCAUCUCCGUGCGAAAGAAAGUAGUCCCCAUACCAUGCACAGCAUAAUAUCGCUUCUUAUGGGAAUGAAAUUUUUCCGCGUAAAAAUGCACCCCAUUGAAGAGUUUGUGAACUACUUCACAUUUCUCCAUGAAAUGGGGCAGUACUUUCUGGAGGUCAAAGAGAAGGAGAUUCGUCAUGCUAUGACGUGUCUCUUUGUGGAAAUUCUACUGCCAGUUGCAGCUGUUGUGCGCCAUGAAGUGAACAUACCGGCCCUUAAAAACUUUGUUGAUCUCCUUUAUCCACCGUCUUUCGAACUGGCUAAUAAGAAGAAGCAUGUUCUAGCUCUUUUCCCCAUGGUUACAUGUCUACUUUGUGUUGGAACUAAAACAUUUUUCCUCAAUAAUUGGUCGCCAUUUAUGCAUCUGUGCUUGAGCCAGCUUAAAAGUCGAGACUUCGGCCAAGUCAGUGUGGAAUCGCUGUUUCGCCUACUUUGGGUCUACGUGGUGAGAAUAAAAUGUGAAAAACACGCCGACACAUUGAAUAAGUUGUUGAGCAUAGUGAAUGGCCUUUUCCCCAAAGGCUCCAAGUCAGUUUUGCCCAAGAACGCCUCAAGCACCGUCCAUGUGAAAAUCAUUCAUUUCAUAGCUCAGGAGAAAUUGGACUUUGCCAUGACAGAAAUUAUAUUUGACUUGCUGGGAGUAAAUCGUCUGCAGAAGUUGGUUUUCAAUCCGGAGGUGAGUUGUAGAUGUAAUUAUGGUGAUAAACACCUAAAGUCCAUAUUGAGGAAUGUUCCCCACUUUGGACCAUGUUUAGCCGUAGUGCAGUCUGUAUUUGCACUCAAUCAUACUUGUGAUUAUGUGGUAAUAAAUCCAGCGAUGAUUCUGGAAAGAGUUUGUUGCAUAUCUCUGACUGGGAACGAGAAAAGUGUAACAGGAAUAAAAAAGUAA